AAACCUGUAAACUACUAUGGUUGGUGACAUCAUCAUUAAUUGGUCAUUAUCCGAAUACUGUUUUCAUCCUCCAACACUCCAGUUCCCCAACCAGUUUUCCAGAUAAGAUUAUCUCUCUCACUUCAAUGAGCGCCCUGACACACGGCACAAAUCUCAUGUACGAGAAUCCGUACACAUGCAGAAAAAGCAGCAUACAAGUAUGAGCAACUUUAGCUACCGAAAAGAUGAAGACAUCGAUGAAGAUGAACUUCUUGCUUCUUUAACCGGUGAGGAACUCCAAGAGCUGGAGAAGAUAAUGGCUAUAGAACCAGAUGAGAUUCCUGCUGGACUCAGGCAGGACAACCAGACAUCCAGGCGAGCGACGGGAACGUUUAGUCGAGAUGCUCUUCUAAAGUAUUGGGAGAAUGAAACUAACAGAUCGAUAGAGGACAGCAUGGAUGAAGGCCAGACAGAUAAGGAUGAAGCAUGUGGUACUGAAGAGCCUGUUGAUAAUGAAGACAAGAGACAACAACACGAUAGAGGCCACAAACAGAGAGGUGAAGCCAAGUCAAGCAACCAAAAUACCACAGACUUAUCUGAUCACAAUAGCAAUGUUGACAAGGGUGGAUGGAAACCCAAUGGCACUGGUAAACGAGUCCUUCAUCAUACCGACUCAAACCUCACCGUUUCACCAGAGAGGCAAAGUGAUAUUGACAAGAUCUUGCAGAAGAUCUUAAGCAAUGAUGCCUCUGUGAUUUCAGUCAACCUAAACAACAUCGAGAACAUCUCCCAAGCGGUUUUGGUGAGCUUUGCAAACGCCUUGAUCUCCAAUACUCAAGUCGAGGUCUUCAGCCUUGCCAACACCCAUGCAGAUGACCAAGUAGCUAUUGCGUUGGCUAAAAUGCUGGAGAGAAACCGUAGGAUCACCAAUCUUAACGUCGAAUCCAAUUUCAUUUCAGGCAAAGGUAUAUUGGCUUUAAUCGGCUCACUUCAACAUAACACAACACUGCUGGAGCUCAGAUUUCACAACCAGCGGCACAUCUGUGGAGGUCAGGUGGAAAUGGAGAUGGUCAAGCUGUUGGGGGAAAACACAACUUUGCUAAAACUAGGAUAUCAGUUUGAUUUACCCGGCCCGAGGAUGAGCGCAACAGGCAUAUUAACCCGCAACCAGGACCGUCAGAGGCAAAGACGUCUGGAGCAAAGGAGACAGCGAGACAACUUGGAAAACACUUCUUCUUAGAUGAUCAAAAACUAAGCCACUGAUGUUAGUGUUACUGUAUAGCUUUUAAAACUAACUAUAAAAUAAUAUUAUAUUUCAAUAAGCUCUUAUGGCUCUAAAAAAACUUUAUUUCUUCUUCUAAGAAUAUUCAUACUAGGGAUUUUGCCAACACCAAUUCUGUCGAAGCAGAUCUCACGACUUUUAUCAAUAAUUCACCAUCUAUACCAAGAACUGAAUUGUUCAUUCAGUGUCAAUUCUGUUCAUUUCUGUUAGGAUGAAAUCAUUAGCCAGUCACUGGAACACAAUGCUAUCAUCGCAUAAAGUCCAACAAUAAAACUGACAUUUUCAAUAUGACAAUUUUAUGAUUCAGUGAAUUGCAUACUUGUGUUCACAAGUAACUUUUUUUCUUACUCUAUUAGUACCUUUUAUGGGAAACUUUUCUUAGGAUAUUUUUUAUUUCUGUGACUGUCUGUUAGUGAUAUAAUGACAGUUUAGUUACACAAUCAUAUACUGGAGAAGUCAUUUGAACAGAAGAUGAUUGACUACAGCUCCAACUGCUGUAGUUGAAUAGUUAAGCCUACUACACUACUGUAUUUUAUAAUGUUGGUCAUUAUGGUGGUACUUUGAGAACCACUGCCCUAGCAUUACGGUUUUCAAAACAAACACCACGAAACACUAUCCACAUGGCUAUAAAAGAAAUGAUCCAGUUGUUUUUAAGAACAGUUUUAAAGGUGCAGUGUGUAAUUUUUAGGAGGAUCUCUUGACAGAAAUGCAAAAUAAUAUACAAAACUAUAUUAUCAGGGGUGUAAAAAGACCUUACAUAAUGGACCCUUAUGUGUUUAUUAACUUAGAAUGAGACAUUUUUAUCUACAUACACCGAGGGUCCCCUUACAUGGAAGUCGCCAUUUUGUGCCGCCAAUUUUCUACAGAAGCCCUUAACGAACAAUUUUUUACUAAGUUGUCUCCGACGAUGACAUGUUUGUCCGGUGGUGGCUACCAUAGCAGUGGACUAAGCCGUUGGUUGCAAUUCACAACCUCACCACUAGAUGCCGCUAAAAUUUACACACUGCACCUUUAACAGUUAAAACUUUUUUCUU
Messenger RNA from Misgurnus anguillicaudatus (oriental weatherfish), 2295 nucleotides. It is a transcript of the gene lmod2a, whose product is annotated as leiomodin 2 (cardiac) a. Gene Ontology annotation, cellular component: cytoskeleton; striated muscle thin filament; myofibril. Gene Ontology annotation, biological process: actin filament organization; pointed-end actin filament capping; myofibril assembly. Lineage: Eukaryota; Metazoa; Chordata; Actinopteri; Cypriniformes; Cobitidae. The record is from RefSeq and is a predicted model, not a curated record. Gene Ontology annotation, molecular function: tropomyosin binding.